Messenger RNA from Aspergillus mulundensis, 2673 nucleotides. RefSeq lists its product as uncharacterized. The coding region runs from base 1 to 2673 and encodes 890 amino acids. Lineage: Eukaryota; Fungi; Ascomycota; Eurotiomycetes; Eurotiales; Aspergillaceae. The record is from RefSeq and is a predicted model, not a curated record. The transcript has 2 exons.
AUGGCUGAAAUCGCGACCUCUGAAAUUCUCAUCUCAGAGCUGCCCACCAAGGAGGUCACGCUAGCGCCAAAGCAAGUCACCAUCGUCCGCGAAAUCCACACUACUGUCAAGCCCGGUCAAAAUGAAAUCACCAUUUACGGCCUCGACGCCCGCGUAGAUUGCGACUCAAUUCGCAUCGAAGGGUCCGGUCACGGUUCAGCGACGAUUACAGAUAUCCAGACAAGCAUCGUUCCCAACCGGAGGGAGUUUGAUGAUACUGUCUCUGACUCAGAAAGUUCAGAAAGCGACGAAGAGGAUAUCUCCGAAGACGAGGAUGGCGCCGAUGAUCCUGAGAUCCAGGCGAUCCGAACUGAAAUGGAAAAGAUUCAAGAGAAACUGGCCAUGGCCCAAAGCCGCAUCAGCUCAGCGUUUGCCAUCAUGAACAUCCUUGACAAUUACGGAAAAGGGCUACAGGCGGAUGAAAAUAAGGAAAUCAAGAAGUUGGAGGAAUUCCUGGAUACCUAUGUCGCCAGACGCGGCGCCGAGGCCAAGAAACACCACGAGGCUACGGCCGAGGUUACCAUCUGCGAGAAGGAGCUGGUGAAGAUGCAGAAGAAAAUCGAUAAACGCAAGAAAAUACUCCUCAAGGACCGAGCCGCGGCAUCGAAGGCGAUCCGGCAGCGAAAUGAGAAACGGGCCAAGGAGCGGCAACAGAAAAAGAAACAGAAAGAGCGGAAGCGUGCUGAGCAACGUCAAUUCUGGGCCACGAAAGUUGGACGAGUGGUUGUUUCGCUCGAUAGCCUGGGCCGAAGUACUGUGGUGACUCCUGGAUCCAGUCGGCGCAGCUCGAUCGGCGAGAAGACCGUUCGAGGUGACGAGACGCAACGGGAAGACUCUAGUACUGUUGAUGUCACGCUGCGCUUGAGCUACAUUGUUCCCGGAUCAGGCUGGUUUUCGCGGUACGAUCUGUCCAUCAACUCGCCCUCAUCGACGGCACGGCUGAGCUACCGCGCGGAGUUCAGGAACUCGAGUACUGAGAUAUGGCGCGAUGCUCGGGUGACGCUAUCCACGUCCCAGGCUUCAUUCAGCGGUCUCGGCGUGCGCAUUCCCACUCUGGACACAUGGAACAUCAAGCUCUCGACGAUGCUUCCAGCAAAGCCCGAUGGUCCUUCCUGGGAAAGGAUUUUGGACGCGCCCACUAAUAUAAUACCAGCGCUGCCGCCAAUCCCGAAAGCUACUGGUAGCCUCUUCGGUGCGCCGGCACCGCAGGCACCGCCAACUCGAAAUGGUCCUACAUUCGCCCAAUUGGCAGAGGGAAGCACCGAGAAAGGCUUUAGCGUAGGCUCAGGGCAAGGACCCUCGUCGGGUCCGUUAUUUGGACAAGCGUCAAACACCUCAGCCAGUGCUGAUCAGGGAGGCGCAAGUCUCUUUGGAGCUUCAUCUGCAGCAUCCGCGGCUUAUGAUGCACCUGAGCGCCCACAGGGAGGAGGCCCUUUUGGGUCCAACGCGACAGGGGGAUUCGGUUCCAAUGCACGCCCCAGCGGCAGUGGUCUGUUCGGGCGGCCAGUGCAGGAACCUGAGUCACAGAAUCAGGCGCCAAGAAGCCUUUUCGGAGGUCCGGCACCCCUCCACAACAGCGGUGGUCUGUUCGGGCGGCCAGUGCAGGAACCUGAGUCACAAAAUCAGGUGCCAAGGAGCCUUUUCGGAGGCCCGGUACCCCUCCCCAACAGCGGUGGUCUGUUCGGGCGGCUAGUGCAGGCAUCGGAGUCACAAAAUCAGGCGCAGAGAAGCCUUUUCGGAAGCGCGGCACCCCUCCCGGUCCCGGCAGCAACAGGGGGCCCCUCUACAAGCAAACCGGCAUUCGGCCAGUUGCCUAGUCAACCUAAGAAGACUGAAGAGCCGGAACACACCACCUCACUCUUUGCGUCGGAAGAAGGCGACGCAGAGGCAGAUACUCAAUCCCUCGCAUCAACCAUCGAACACCAAGACACCGUCAAACAAGACUACGGCCUGACGACGGCGUACGAACUCCCCGGUCGCCGAACCCUAGUCCCUUCCCUCGCAUCCCGCCGGCACGUCCUUGCAGAACUCGACCUCAACUCCGUCAACCUCACAUACGUGAUCGUCCCAAAACACCGCAACGCCGCGUUCCUCCGCGCCCGGAUCAAGAAUACCUCCUCGCUAACACUGCAACGUGGACGAAUGGGAAUCACAGUCGACGGCUCAUUCAUCGGCACGGUAACAUCAGAAGCAUGCGGGCCGAAUGUCUUCUUCAACAUUCCGCUUGGCAUUGAUCCAGCGAUCGAAGUGAAGUACGCAAAGCCAACAGUUAAGCCGCUUCCAGGCGCGAUGAUCUUUAAUAAAGAAGAUGGCGCCAACUUUCUGCGCUCGUGCAGGGUUAAGAAUACCAAGAGCAACGCUGUUGAUAUUGUUGUGCUUGAUCAGAUUCCUGUCCCUGUUUCGGAAGACGAGAAGCUCCGUGUUCGCGUCUUGCAGCCGGCUGGGCUGGAGAAGGAGGGCGAUGAGGCAGACAUAAAAAUGGAGAAGAGGAAGGGCCAUGGCACAGCUAGCCUGGGCAAGAAUGGCGAGGUCAAGUGGACGCUGCGUUUGGAGCCGAAAGAGGAGGUCCGACUUGUGCUGGAGUAUGAGACUAAAGUGCCGAGUGGAAAUGAGGUUAUGUCCAUUUCGGCUUGA